AGUGACGUCGCUUGACGGGAAGCCAUGGCUCAAAUACACGGGCCGCGCGCCUCUGCCGUGCCACAACAGCAUUCUCAGUGCUUCCUUACCUGCUUCCCUGCGUAGUUGAAAAACACCCUUCUGGACCCCACGAUUGACCAAGACGGCAACGCAGGAGAUAUCAGCAUCAAGAAGCACCAAGCCAACACUAAGCGCAAGGAAAGACCCCAAGAUGCCGGCCAAAAUGGCGCCCUCCCGUUUGAUCGUCCACGUCGACCGCGAGGACCUCUACACGAAUCUCGAAGCCCGCAUCCGCUACCUGCACUCCUUUCUCGACUUUAGCAGCAAGGACAUCGAAGCCCUCACCUCCGGCGCAAAAUACAUCAAGGCCCUGAUCCCAGCCAUCGUCAACAUAGUCUACAAGAAGCUGCUGCAAUACGACAUCACAGCGCGCGCCUUCACGACGCGGUCGACCGCCUCCACGGGGGCCCUCUCCGCCGAAGACGCCGCGUCGUCAUCCGCAGCGGCAGCGGAAGAGCCGCUCUCGGAGGACUCGCCCCAGAUCCUGCACAGGAAGCACUUUCUCCGCGCCUACCUCGCCAAGCUCUGCUCCGACCCCUCGCGCCUCGACUUCUGGGCCUACCUCGACAAGGUCGGCAUGAUGCACGUCGGCCUCGGCCGCGCCCACCCGCUGCACGUCGAGUACGUCCACCUCGGCGUCUGCCUCGCCUUUAUGCAGGACGUCCUGACCGAGGCCAUCCUGUCGCAUCCGCGCCUCGCCCUGCCGCGCAAGAUGGCCCUCGUCAAGGCCCUUGGCAAGGUCAUCUGGAUCCAGAACGAUCUCAUGGCCAAGUGGCACGUGCGGGACGGUGACGAGUUUCGACCGCCGGGUGACGAGGAGAUUGUCAUUGAGAGGGAGGGGUAUCUGAACGGCAAGAAGAUUCUGGACGGCAGCGAUGACGAGGAGGAGGAGGAGGGUGCCGCACAUGGUCAUGCGCAGGAAUCUCCGUCGAGGUUGCCGAGGCCGUCGAGCGCGAGUGCGAGUAUUGGCAGUGCACCGACGUGCCCAUUUGCCGGCAUGGCAGCCGGGGUUGACGGACUGGGCAUCGGGGAGAAGCCGGCCGGGCACAAAUCUGCAUCAGCGGAGGCGGCCUAA
Verticillium dahliae VdLs.17 is the source of this 1135-nucleotide messenger RNA. RefSeq lists its product as uncharacterized. The coding region runs from base 224 to 1135 and encodes 303 amino acids. Gene Ontology annotation, molecular function: heme binding; oxygen binding. The record is from RefSeq and is a predicted model, not a curated record. The transcript has 2 exons. Lineage: Eukaryota; Fungi; Ascomycota; Sordariomycetes; Glomerellales; Plectosphaerellaceae.